Fopius arisanus is the source of this 1912-nucleotide messenger RNA. RefSeq names its product malate synthase, glyoxysomal-like. Lineage: Eukaryota; Metazoa; Arthropoda; Insecta; Hymenoptera; Braconidae. The coding region runs from base 89 to 1786 and encodes 565 amino acids. Gene Ontology annotation, biological process: glyoxylate cycle. Gene Ontology annotation, molecular function: malate synthase activity. The transcript is spliced from 2 exons. Gene Ontology annotation, cellular component: cytoplasm. The record is from RefSeq and is a predicted model, not a curated record.
CAACAACUCGACCCCAGCCAAUCCGUGCUGCUUAUCAUAAUCAAACAACAACAGUUUCUUCACAAAAAAAAAUAAGAAGCAGUCAGUAAUGCAUUGCCCUCAAACGAGAAUGGACGAUAGUCUUGAAACUGUUCUCUCCGCACUGGAAAAAAAUCGGUCAGCCUUUCAGAUUUUUGAUAAGAAUUAUCAGGAAGACAGGCGCGUAUUUCUAAAUGGUGCGCCCAAGGGCUUGAAGAGAGAAUUCGAUGAAUUAUUAACGCAAAAUGCUAUUGAGUUUAUGGUAGACUUGGUGAUGCACUUUGGAGCGCGGAUUGAGGAACUCUACAGUGACAGAUUGCGGAGGAGAGCUGAAUUUAAAAGUCAGCCGAAAAUUCCGAGGUUCCAGGCAGUACAAGGAAAUGAUGACUGGAAAGUCUCGCCUGUUUGUGAUCGUUUGAGGAACAGACACUUAGACCUGGGCGACGUGAGUCCAAGUGACUUGAAUCACUUUACGUCAGCCCUGCAAUCAGACGUUCAAGGAAUCCAAGUGGAUUUCGACGAUGGCCAUUGUCCAACCUGGUCGAACCAGAUUUCAGGUCUUCACAAUGUCCUAAAAGCGGUGGCCAAUCGUCUCCCGAACGUUCCUCCGAUCACAAAAUCUCCAGUUCUGGUUCUCCGUCCCAGAGCCUGGAAUAUGAUCGAGAGGAACAUGAGCAUCAACGGAAAACAAGUUCCCGGUCCGAUCUUCGACUUUUCCCUUCUGAUCUUCCACACAGGAGCAAUCCUCCAGAGAGCAAACUCAGGUCCAGCAUUUUACCUCUCGAAACUGGAGAGCUGGAAGGAGGCGAAACUGUGGAACGACAUAUUUUCCUACAGUGAACUCAAACUGAGAAUUCCCAACGGCUCCAUCAAGGCAUGUGUCCUCAUAGAGAACAUCCUGGCGAGUUUCGAGAUGGAGAGAAUUCUCUACGAGUUGCGAGAGCAUUCGUUGGGUCUUAACUGCGGUAUCUGGGAUUAUGCCGCCUCAAUCAUAUCGAUAUUUGGAGGUGACGAGUCAUUUUUACUUCCUGACAGGAAUAAAUACGUGGACAUGAACAAGAGAUUCUUGAAGAAGUACAUGGAAUUGGUGGUGAGGACGUGCCACAGGAGAGGGGCUCACGCCACGGGGGGAAUGGCAGCUAAAUUGUUGCCACAUCCUGAUGACAAGGAGUUUGGAAAUAUUCUUCGAGGGAUCUGCGAGGCUAAAUUCAUGGAGAUCCAGACUGGAGUCGAUGGAUUCAUGAUUUACGAUGUGAAACUGGUACGUUACAUGAACGAGAUGUGGAGGGAUUAUGGGGGACCGUUUGCCAAUCAGAUUUUGUACCUGGGACGUUCUGAGGACAUCACAGGAGAGGAUCUGCUCAGUCUACCCGAGGGGGGAGUCACCAGAAAAGGGUUGGAUCACAACAUCAGGGUUUCCAUUCUGUUUAAUUAUAACUGGAUGAGAGGAAGGGGCCACUUCCCUCUGGGGGGAUCUGUCGAAGAUUCAGCUACUGCUGAAAUCUCUAGGUCUCAAAUUUGGCAGUGGAUUAGGCAUCGAGCCAGGAUUGAAGAGGGAGGAUCCGUCACAGUUGAAGUUGUGAAAAAAAGAGCGCAAAAGGUUUUGAAAGAUAUUUUAAAAAAUUGUCGAGACCAUCUAGAGAUCCAAAAGGUUCUCACCGCUUACGAUAUUUUCUUUGAUCUCGUUAAUCGCAGAGAUUUCCCGGAAUUCAUUACUUCGUUUAUUUAUGAUGAAUAUAUGUUCAAGAAAACACAUGCGCACUUGUGAUGGAAUAAAUUACUUGUACUUGUUAUAUUGUGUAACGAGGAAUUUAAGAAGAAGACUCGAUUUGUCUCGUCGAAGAUUUCCUCGGGCAUUUAAAAUUCGUAAUAAAAAAUAAUUAUUUUUAAUUUA